AUGGCAGCUGAGAAGGUAAGCCGUUUAGCGGACUUCUACUCCGCACCGGUUAUUCCUAAAGGGAAUACUCUCACCUCGUGGGCUGCCUUAACGAACAGCAUCAUCGGUGCAGGAAUGCUCAGCUACGCGAGUGCUCAAGCUGUCUGUGGAUGGGCAUUGGGUAUCAUCGCUCUUGUCGUGUUUGGCGUGGUAACCUACUUCUCGCUGCAUCUGAUGAACAGAUGUGCAAUGGAGAUGCCUGGUAAGAGGCUUAGUCACAGUACCUUUGCUGUGACCGCUGGCUAUCCGAGGAUGCCUCUAUUUAUUGACGCUCUCAUGUUCAUUCAUAACGCUGGCAUUGAUACUGCCUUUCUACAGGUCUUUUCUAGCCUUGGUCUAACCCUUAUCGAGCAUUGGUUCCCUGGCUCAACUGGCGAGAAUAGAUUCUGGAUCCGAGUGGGUCUUAUCACUCUCAUCGUCACGCUGCUCUCCCCAGUUUGCUUUCUGACGCAUAUCACUAACACGACAAUCACUAAUGUUAUCGGUCUCAGCUGCUUCCUCUAUGCGGUAGUAGCUGGUGUUGCCUACACCUUCAGUGUAGACGAGCAAGUCGGGGAGCGGUACGUCGACAUACCGUCAACUACCACCGUUUGGUCGAUUCUGUCGGUUUUCCCAAUAUUCAUUUACGGCUACUCGUGUCAAUUUGUCAUGCCCAUGAUCGCAGAAGACAUGGUCGAUCGAAGCAUGAGGAAGUUAGAUCUCGCCGCUCUGCUUGCGAUUGCUACCGUAAUGGUCGUCUACCUUUCGGUCAUGGUCGGUCCCUAUUACGCUUUCGGCGAUGCUAUCGAAUCGAAUUUCUAUCUCAACUUGCCGGUCUCUAACGUCGCCAUCCACAUCGGGUACAUUGCUUUGCCGUUUGCCGUGCUAACUGCAUUCCCAUUGCUCCUGUUCCCAGCCAGACAAUCAAUCUCGGGUGUCAUAACCUAUUUUCGCCCCAGCUUACAAGACACUCUUAAAUUGCACAUCGGGACAACACUGCUUUUCCUCGCUAUCUGCGUGGGUGUGGCAAUCAUCUUCGAGGAUCUCGGUGUCACUAUUCGGUUCAUCGGCAUCCUCGGUACCAACACCAUUGGGUUCGUGAUACCAUGUUUCGUCUAUCUCCAUAUUUGUUACAAUCCGUUCCCGAGCUCCUCCGAGCAGCCCGUUAAUGAAGAGGUGGGAGGAGGCUGUCCAGAUGAUGUUAAGGCUGAUGAGCCAGAAGGGCAGGUCAACCUCCUCCAGAAGCUACGGAAUCAAACCCUCGAGUGGCACGGGGCGUUGGCGCUCUUCAUUGCCAGUAUUAUAUUCUUCCCCUUGGGUCUUACUGGACUGUUGUACGAUCUUACCACCAACUGA
Perkinsus marinus ATCC 50983 is the source of this 1374-nucleotide messenger RNA. RefSeq names its product 10 transmembrane domain, possible aa transporter, putative. The record is from RefSeq and is a predicted model, not a curated record. Gene Ontology annotation, molecular function: amino acid transmembrane transporter activity. Gene Ontology annotation, biological process: amino acid transmembrane transport. The transcript has a single exon. The coding region runs from base 1 to 1374 and encodes 457 amino acids. Lineage: Eukaryota; Perkinsozoa; Perkinsida; Perkinsidae.